UUCUCUUUCUUUCUUCACACCAUUCAUUCGUUCAUGUUUUCUCUACUCAAUUUUCCGACAAGUUUUCCGGUCAACAUCCUCCGCUAACUUUACUCCGGCGAAUAACCGUUUCACUAGCUUAGAUCUGAUUAGAUUAGAUCAUAACCAAAAUCGAUCAAACAAAAAUUUUCAGUUCAGAAUUUCUGAUAAAAAUUUUCAACUCCUUCAAACGCGGUAGUUUUUAGUCAAUCUUCAUCGCUUCUUGAAUCAAGAUUUAUUUUACUACGAUUCAAACCUUCAAAGAGCUGUGAAAUUAUUUGUGUUACCGGAGUUUCUUUUUUUAACUUCGUCGGCGGCGAGUUUUUUUUCCGACGAGGAAAUGACGUCGGGGACGAGACAACCAACAUGGAAGGAGAGAGAGAAUAACAAAAGGAGAGAGAGAAGAAGAAGAGCUAUAGCUGCGAAGAUCUUCUCUGGUUUGAGAAUGUUCGGUAACUACAAGCUUCCUAAACAUUGUGAUAACAAUGAAGUUCUCAAAGCUCUCUGUAAUGAAGCCGGUUGGAUCGUUGAACCGGAUGGCACAACGUAUCGUAAGGGAUGCAAGCCUAUGGAGCGCAUGGAUGUAGUAGGUGGUUCUGCAAUGGGAAGUCCAUGUUCAUCUUACCAUCCAAGUCCCUGUGCUUCCUACAACCCAAGCCCUGGAUCUUCUUCCUUCCCUAGUCCCCGCUCAUCCUCCCACGCUGUAAAUCCUAAUGGUGACGCCAAUUCUCUAAUUCCAUGGCUCAAAAACCUCUCAUCUGGAUCAUCAUCAGCAUCCUCUUCCAAGCUUCCGCAGCUAUAUGUUCAUACCGGUUCCAUCAGUGCUCCUGUCACUCCUCCGCUUAGCUCUCCGACUGCCCGAUCAUCUCAGACGAAAGCUGACAUCUGGGAGGAUCAGUCCACUCGUCCUGGCUGGGGCGGGCAGCAGUACUCCUUCCUGCCUUCCUCCACCCCUCCAAGCCCAGGUCGCCAAGUUCUCGACCCAGAUUGGUUUGCUGGGAUUAGGAUGCCCCAAGGUGGACCAACUUCUCCAACAUUUAGCCUAGUGGCUUCUAAUCCAUUUGGCUUCAGGGAAGAGGUUUUCUGUGGCAGUGACUCCCGCAUGUGGACACCUGGACAAAGUGGGACAUGUUCUCCAGCUAUAGCUGCAGGCUCUGAUCAUAAUGCUGACAUACCAAUGGCCGAAGCUAUUUCAGACGAAUUUGCCUUCGGAAACAGUGCAGCUGGUAUGGUAAAGCCUUGGGAAGGAGAGAGGAUCCAUGAAGAUUCCGGUUCAGAUGAUUUAGAGCUCACUCUUGGCAGCUCAAAGACCAGGUAAAGUGCUGCAUAAAUGAGCUAUCCAGAAAGAAAGUGCUGCAUAGAUGAAUAGUCAGUGGUCCCCUCAAUAUGAAAUUUGACUCUGUUUGUUCUAUUCUGUAGAAAGGUUAGAAGAGGGAAUUAAGGUGAUGAAAGUGAGCAUUUGCUCUUCCAUUUUAUUUUAUUCAUUUAUUUUCCCUAAGGUCUUUAUUUGUUCUUAAGUUAUAUAUACAACUUUAGUUAGGUGUGGGGUGGUUUUGCAACCCUUUCAUUUGAUCAAUCUUGUUAAACCCUUAAAUUUAAAUACUACUGGAAAGAUCAAUAUAUAUGUAUGGAUUGGGUUGGUUUGUA
Molecule: messenger RNA, 1665 nt
Organism: Vicia villosa (hairy vetch)
Lineage: Eukaryota; Viridiplantae; Streptophyta; Magnoliopsida; Fabales; Fabaceae
Product: BES1/BZR1 homolog protein 4-like
Exons: 3
Coding region: 359-1336 (325 amino acids)
Biological process (GO): DNA-templated transcription; brassinosteroid mediated signaling pathway
Molecular function (GO): DNA-binding transcription factor activity
Source: RefSeq, a predicted model, not a curated record